ACUUUUUCGGAUCAAACCACAUCGCGAAUUCUCUCCUACCGGCCUGUUUCGAGAGCCGAUUACACAAUGAUUUUAUAAUAAGGGACAGAGGUGUCAAGUUAGGAGAAUGAAGGGUUUCAAUUUCGCAAUGGCAAGUGCGUUUGCAAGGUCUAUUCCAAGGGUGGCUUCGACGAGAGGUGUGUGGACUUGUAGACAAUGUCUGCUGCAAUCGCGAGGCAGUAGGAUAGGGGACCAACUGAGGGGAUAUGCGAGAAGGAGUAAUGCAUACGGAAAUGGGAGUGCCAAGUCUGCGAAGUCGAAGAGGAGAGGUAGGGUUAUUGUUGCGACCGCGGGAGGUGCGUUGGGUGUCACUGCCGUGGCGUUUACGGAUGAUGUGAGGCAUGCUUAUGAGGCUGUCGAGAGGACCGGGAGGGUGGUUAGUACGUUGGCUGUUUGUAUAAAUGAUUAUCGAGUUACUCUGAAUCAAAACGAGAAGACCAAGGACGAGGAGGAGAGGAAUGUCUCCUUGAAGGCAUGUCACCAGAGGUGUGCGAAUCGGACACUCAAAGUGCUGGAGAAGAAUGGUAGUAUUUUCAUAAAGCUGGGACAGCAUCUGAGCGCCAUGAAUUACCUCCUUCCCCUCGAAUGGACUACGACUUUCAUACCCCUCCAAGACAAAUGUCCCGUCUCGUCAUUCGAAUCUAUAGAAGCUAUGUUCGAGCAAGAUACAGGGGAACAAUUAUCAGAUUACUUCUCGGAGUUCGAACAUCAGCCGAUAGGUGCUGCCUCACUUGCACAAGUACAUCUGGCAACUGUAAAAGAGACCGGGCAGAAGGUAGCCGUCAAAGUCCAACACCCUACUUUAGCUGAAUGGGCCGGGCUGGAUUUGGCUUUGACAAGCUUCACCUUCUCAACAUUAAAGAGAUUCUUUCCCGAAUAUGACCUGGAAUGGCUAUCUUCUGAGAUGGAGUACUCUUUACCGCAAGAAUUGGAUUUUGCUUUAGAAGGGCAAAACGCUAUACGAGCCAAGGAAUACUUUUCACAUAUACCGGAACUACCUCUUGUAGUUCCAGAUGUCAUCUGGGCAAAGAAGCGGAUCCUAGUCAUGGAAAACGUAUCUGGCCACCGACCAGACGACCUCGAAUUCCUUGACGCAAACGGCAUAGACAGGGACGAAGUCUCAGCAGCACUCGCUCGAAUCUUCAACGAAAUGAUCUUCGGCACCGACGCCCCACUACAUUGCGAUCCCCACGGCGGGAACAUAGCCAUCCGUAAGAACCCCAACAGACGAGGUUGCAACUUCGACGUAAUCCUCUACGACCACGGCCUCUACCGCGACAUACCCAUCGAUCUCCGUCGUUCAUAUGCCAAGCUCUGGCUAGCAGUCAUCGACGCCGACGAGGAGCGAAUGCGCAAGUACGCCAAAGAAGUAGCCGGCGUCAAUGACGAGCAAUUCCCCCUAUUCGCCUCAGCUAUCACGGGUCGCGACUACAGCGUUCUGAAGAAGAACGUCGCUCAGGCAAGAUCCUCGGAAGAGAAGAAGAAUAUCAAUACAGCCCUGGGAGAAGGGAUGUUGCAGCAGCUAGUUCAAUUGCUAGGUCAGGUUCCGAGAAUUAUUCUUCUUAUUUUGAAGACAAAUGAUUUGACGCGGAGCUUGGAUGAGAAUUUACAGACUCGGCAGGGUCCUGUGAGGACAUUUUUGAUAUUAGCGAGGUAUUGCUCACGGACGGUGUUUGAGGAGCAGGUUGAGGAGUUGCGGAAGAGGGGAAGCUUGCUGUGGCCGAGAAAUUUGGUGGGCUUACUUGGGGCGUGGUUGGGGUACGUGAGGGUCGAGGUUAAGCUGGAGGCCUUUGAGUUUUGGCUGGCAGUUAAGAGAGGCUGGCAAGAUGUGGUUGGGUAGAUGUAUAUAUGUGUAUAGAUGAUGUAGAUAGCAGACAUAGAAAGAAUCAUAGACUUCAUUUUCAAUCAAAAGGU
Messenger RNA from Hyaloscypha bicolor E, 1953 nucleotides. Its product is annotated as ABC1 family protein-like protein. The coding region runs from base 107 to 1879 and encodes 590 amino acids. NCBI's taxonomy places the organism in Eukaryota, Fungi, Ascomycota, Leotiomycetes, Helotiales, Hyaloscyphaceae. Gene Ontology annotation, cellular component: mitochondrial inner membrane. Gene Ontology annotation, biological process: lipid homeostasis; mitochondrion organization. The record is from RefSeq and is a predicted model, not a curated record. The transcript has 3 exons.